Messenger RNA from Serendipita indica DSM 11827, 3537 nucleotides. NCBI's taxonomy places the organism in Eukaryota, Fungi, Basidiomycota, Agaricomycetes, Sebacinales, Serendipitaceae. The record is from the annotation of a GenBank genome assembly.
AUGUGCCACGACGGAAAUUCUGCGACCCAGUCGGUCCGCUAUCUCAACGCCCAGCUCACUGCGCUCUACCAGAACGCAUACGAGUGCGUCCACGACUGCGAGGAUUCGCUCGACUUUACAUCCGUCGAGUAUGACAAAUCAAAGUACAACCGCUCCCUCGCUCAGUGGCACUUUGUCCCAAAGCCCAAAAAAGUCUUUUCGACUGCCGAACUCUUCUUCUCGGCCCACUUUGAACAGCCAAAACUCAUCUUCAUCUGCAACCACGAGGCUAUUCUCUAUGUUAACAUCAAAGAGGGACAUUAUAACCUCGAGCACAACAAGGUCUCCCUCUCCAACUAUCGUGUCGAUGCCACCAAGAACCGCCCUAUCAAGGACGUUCAGGUCGCAUUCCGCAUGACCUUCUCGCGCGCUGGCAUCAAGGGCAGCAGCAGCAAAAUUGGCAACGGCUCGAGCCAUCUCAUCCAACUCAUGAUCCUCGACUUUGCUGGUGCCAAGCUGCAGUCUUUCCGCCCAACCCAGCCCCAUGAGGACACCGAGGCACUCUCGUUCUACAUGCGCCAGUACCUCCAAUUCCUCGAAAAUGGUGGCUCGCACACCCUCUUCGACAUUCCAGACUUUGACGACGACAAGUACUCGCCCACGAUCGAUUACUCGCUCAGCAGCACCCUUGCCGAUGUCGAACAGCACUGCACCGACCAGAUUGUCUGCGGUGUCGAUCUCGAACAGGUCAACAGCUUUUUGCACAAGAAGUGGCUCAGUGUCGCUCGUCUUGGCCACCCUGCCGACAAGCUGUCCAUUUGCCUCGCUGAAAUUAGCAGCAAGUGGGUCAUGGGUGCCUCUAUCGACGCAAAGUUCCACAUCCAGUUUGGUGCCCCCAAGGUCCGCGCGCUCUGCAAGGACGAGGUCAUCUUGACCUAUACGAUUGAUUCGAUCGCCUUUUUCAAGACGGACGAUUGGGCCAAGGAGAAGCCAGAGGAGUACUCCAACUGGCAAAUCGCCUUUAUUGUCGACGUCUGCGAGGAGAAGGAGUGCGAUGGUAGCGUCACCAACCUCCGACUCAACCUUGACACUGCUCGUUUCUCCCACCACUUCUCGGUCGUCACCGAGACGUGCGAGACUGCUCUCGCCUACUUCUAUCAGAUUGUCCACUUCCUCUCGGUCGACUAUCUCGAUGUGAUCACGCAGUACAAGAUGCACCAGAUCUAUCAUCACGAUACUCGCGUCGUUGUCGUCAAUACCCGCACGACAACCACGACUGGCUAUGUCAACACACACGAGCACGAGUCUGACGAGUUUGAUGAGACCGAAACGACUACGCAUACGCACACGACAGGCGGUGCCGUCACUGGCACCCAGGAGGGCAGUGGAUGGACCAGCGGUACCCUUGAGGGACACAAGCACCAGCGCGCUCAGGGCACAGUCAAGCUCGUCAAUGUUCGCAUUUCCAAGACGAACAUGCACGGCUACGACCAGGUGCUUGCCGUUUCGGAAGAGUCGAUCAACUCGUUGUUCUACUCUCUCUGGACGCGCUCGCAGCACUCCGAAGCCGACGCAUCGCUCGCCAAGUGGUCGAUGGACAUUUUCACCGCUUCGUUUGACGCCAUGCGUGUUCGUCUGCUGAGCAAUGGCAAUGCCAUCGUCUGGGUUACCAUCCACGACGGUCAACUCCGCGUUAAGAGUGAAGGCGAGAAGAAGAGCUGGUGGAUCCGCACUGCCUGGAAGCCAGCCAAGCCCACCGACAAGACGGAAGUGCACGAGUUUAGCGAUCUCUGCCUCGCAUUCGAGGUUCCCGUCAAGAUGGAGGACCAGGCCUCGAUGGCUCUCAGCGACUCGUGGUUCAGCCGCUUCAAGCUCUCGCACCUCUUCCAAGCUCACGGCGAAGUUGCCGACCGCAGCUUCAAGCAUCUCGUCCUCGACUUUUCGCGUGCCAACUACCGCUCCGAGCUCUCCAACGUCGACUGCUUGUGCGAGGGCAAGGGACGUCAAGUCGUCGACAAGCUCGAGACGGCCAUUUGCUACACCAAGAAGUAUCUCGCCGAGAUGGGUCACCACGGACACAAUGUCAUCCACACAAUCCCCAUCUUCCCUGGCAGUGCCAAGUCUCUCUUCGGUCUCACCUCUGUCGCCCACUGCAUCGUCAGCAAGAACAAGGUCACCGUCGAGACAUGCGGCCACGCUCGCAAGGCGUCCGAGGCUCCCGUCAUCCUCAUCGUCGGCAACUGUGGUGGUCGUGCGCUCAACUUUGUUCCUCCCGAGUGGAAUGCCGGCUGGGUCAUUGCCGCCAGCAAGUCGUCGUCCAGCUCGCUCGGAACCGUUUGCCUCGCCAAGUCUGCGUUCCUCGAGGGUUGCCUCUUGAAGAACCUCGAGGUCAUCAACGCCCAAACAACCAUUGUGCCCAACUUUGCCGGCGUCAUUGACGGCCAGUGGAACUUUGAGCUCACGACAUGGGCCAAGCACGCCUUCCGCAAGAGCAGAAUCUGCAAGUGGAAGGCUGUCGAAAAGUGCGACGAAGGUACCCUCCAGUACAUCUGGGAGCACCGCGAUGGAUGGAGCCACGAGCACGAGGGAACUGCCCACGACGAAAAGGACGGAGAGUACUCGAUCGACUGCCGCACUCGCAACAAGCUCACCAUCCCCACGGUUUACCGCCCAGGAUGUCUCGACAUUAUCCUCACUGGCGAGUCUACACUCAAGGUUCGCGGCAAAGAGGCCUGCAACGAAUGGAGCAAGUCUUCGAGCGCGACCUGGUCUGCUACCAUCCGCAUCAAGAGCACUGGUGCCGGCUUGAGCGUCGAAAUGGCUGGUUCCACCAAGCCCGUCUUUGCUGAGCCAGUUUGCUGUGGUGACUGCCACUUGGAUGUUGGACGUAUCCACUCGGCCAACCUGCCACAGACCAUUGACUUCCAGGCUGCGCUCAAGGAGCUGCGCUCGACUCUCCAGGGUACCUGGGAGUACUCGUCUCCUGGACACCUCGCCUAUGCCAUCACCAACCCCGUCUUCACGCUCAAGGGUGACCUCGUUUGCCAACUCUCGUCGUACGAGGCGCUCUUGAAGAACCAGGUCGCCGCUGCUACCGCUGCUGCGUCGGCUGCGUCUGCAUCUGCAGCUGCCUCUGGUGCUUCGACUCCAGGUACGCCUGCUCGCAAGAGCCGAUCGCUCAUCCAGCGUGGAACGAUGUACUUGAAGACGCAAGGCAACUCGCUCAUCAACCUCGUUGACCACGGAUCCGGUCUCCUCACCGGCUCCUCGUCCGCUUCGGCCAACACGCCCCUCAUCCAGACUCCAGCUGACGCACCAGCCGGCGGUAUUGCAGGUGCCAUCGUCGCUGCUGGAAGCCAGUCCAGCUUCUUUUCCACUAGCGCCACUGGAUACUCUGUCGGUAGCGAGAUGAAGCUCGAGCGCCAGGCAUCCCAGACAUCGCUCAGCGAGUCCAAGACGACCUCGACGACGACGACCACGAGCGGUGGAAAGACGACGACUACGACCACAGUGUCCAAGAAGACCUCCAAGGGUGAGGUCAAGGCUGAGGGUUUUUAA